AUGGCUAUUCUCACCCAGUUUACGGUAUUCCCCAAGCUUUCUGAUGAUUUGAAGGCUAUGAUCUGGGAUUUGGUUUCACAACAAUCUAGUCGAAUUCGAUUUGAAAGCUACCAGGUUCGGGCUCAUAGGGCAAUAUUUUCCGAGAGUAAGGUCAAUGAGCUUGUUCCUGAGAGGGAUAAGCUUUUUCAUGGCAAACAUCCUGCUUAUCCCCGCCCUUGGAGGGUUUCGGCUGAAGGCAGAGUCCCUUCUGUGCUUAUAACCUGCCGGCAAUCUCGCUAUUGGGCAAUGAAGCAUUAUCGUUUGGAGUUCAAGUAUCAAUUGUAUAGCAAGGCUCUAUGGUUCAACCCUAAAGUUGAUACACUAAUUUUCGAUAAGCUUAAUACAUUGCUUAUUUUUGUUGAGGGAGGCUGUACCAACAAUAUGCUAACUUCGUCUUUCAAAGACAACACUAAAAUGCCUGUCGUGGAGAGAAUAGCUUUGCUUGAGUCUCAUCUAGCAUAUCGCUGCCAUCUUGCCAUAAAGAGUGCAAGGAAUUUCCCUUACUUGAAGUCGCUCAUUACGAGAACCGAUGACAUUGUUCCUGAAGCCGUUUUGCCUUCUCUUAGAGUCCAAAUGAACCAGCUAUGGUAUUCUGAUGAGUGGAAGGCAAUCAGAGCUUACAGUCAAAUUCCAGGAUUGCGAACUUUGACGGCAUAUGAGAUGAUGAAUACUGGCUUAGCAGAGCCAUUUGGUCCUUCCAAUAAACCACCUAAGCGUCGACGAAGAAAUAUCAAGGUAGAUCCAAGUCAAAUGCCACCAGUUCGUCGAUCAGAUCGAAUCAAGUCUAUGGAGACAAAACAAUAUCUUGAAAACUAG
Molecule: messenger RNA, 855 nt
Organism: Botrytis byssoidea
Lineage: Eukaryota; Fungi; Ascomycota; Leotiomycetes; Helotiales; Sclerotiniaceae
Exons: 2
Coding region: 1-855 (284 amino acids)
Source: RefSeq, a predicted model, not a curated record